CAAGGCCGACCGGCCAGAGUACGCAUGCGCUUCGCUACCUCCACCUUCUCUCCCUCCUCCCCACGUUCACACUCACUAGUACACGCGUUCGGCUUUUGGUAACGAUUCGCGUUCGUCGCCCCGGCUCCUUUUUGUCCCUUCUGGGCCGCGGUGGAAGCAGCCGGCCUCGCGGAAGCGGCAACAGUUGGCGAAGAUGGCGGCUACGGCGGCAGCCUCCAGGGGAGGCAAGCGGGGCGGCGGCGGCAGCGGGCAGGGCGGCGGCGGGGUCGCCGAAGAGGAGGCGCCGCCGCCCCUGCAGGCCGUGCUGGUGGCAGACAGCUUCAACCGCCGCUUCUUCCCCAUCUCCAAGGACCGGCCCCGGGCCCUGUUGCCCUUGGCCAACGUGGCCCUGAUCGACUAUACCCUGGAGUUCCUGACGGCCACAGGGGUGCAGGAAACGUUUGUCUUCUGCUGCUGGAAGGCCCCGCAGAUCAAAGAGCACAUACAGAGAUCCAAGUGGUGCCUCCCAACUUCACCCAAUGUGGUCCGCAUUGUGACCUCAGAGAUGUACCGCUCUCUGGGGGAUGUGCUCCGAGACGUGGACGCCAAGGCCUUGGUGCGCUCGGACUUCCUGCUUGUCUAUGGGGACGUCAUCUCUAACAUCAACAUCACCCGUGCCCUGGAGGAGCACAGAUUGAGAAGGAAACGGGAGAAGAAUGUAUCUGUGAUGACGAUGAUCUUCAAGGAGUCAUCCCCCAGCCACCCCACCCGGUGCCCAGAGGACAACAUUGUGGUGGCCAUGGACAGUGCCACCCACCGGGUUCUGCACUACCAGAAGACUCAGGGGCUCCGGCGCUUCUCUUUUCCCCUGAGCCUGUUUCAGGGGAGUGGAGAAGGAGUGGACAUUCGCUACGACCUGCUGGACUGUCACAUCAGCAUCUGUUCCCCUCAGGUGGCUGAACUCUUCACUGACAACUUUGACUACCAGACUCGGGACGACUUUGUGCGAGGCCUGUUGGUGAAUGAGGAGGUCCUGGGGAACCACAUUCACAUGCAUGUCACAACCCGAGAGUACGGAGCCCGUGUGUCCAACCUGCGCAUGUAUGAGGCGGUGUGCGCCGACAUUGUUCGCCGCUGGGUCUAUCCCCUCACCCCAGAGAUGAACUUCACUGACAGCCCGGCCCAGAGCUGCACCCACUCCCGACAUAACAUCUACUGGGGGCGGGAGGUGAGCCUGGGCCAUGGCAGCGUCCUGGAGGAGAACGUGCUCCUGGGCGCCGGCACGGUCAUCGGCAGCAACUGCUCCAUCAAGAACAGCGUCAUCGGCCCCGGCUGCCGCGUCGGUGACAACGUCAUCCUGGACCGGGCCUACUUAUGGCAAGGUGUUCGGGUGGCCAGUGGGGCACAGAUUCAUCAGUCUCUCCUGUGUGAUCAUGCUGAGGUCAAGGAACGGGUUACUCUGAAGCCACGCUGUGUCCUCACUUCCCAGGUGGUGGUGGGCCCAGACCUCGAGCUGCCCGAAGGCUCGGUCAUCUCACUGCAUCCUCCCGACGAGGAGGAGGAGGAAGACGAUGGCCAGUUCAGCGACGACUCUGGAGCGGACAGAAGAGAGCGCAUGAAGGCGACAGGUUACAACCCGUCCGAAGUGGGCGCUGCCGGCCAGGGCUACCUUUGGAGGGCAGAGGGAGCAAAGCCCAGGGAGGAGGACGACGAUGAAGAGGAGGAGCUGCGGCAGAGCCUGUGGGGACUCACAGUCAACGUUGAUGAAGAGAGCGACAGUGACAGUGAGCAGAGUCUUGGCUCCCAGGAGCUGGACAGCCGGGCAGGCUCCCCACAGCUGGAUGACAUUAAAGUGUUUCAGAAUGAAGUGGUGGGGACACUGCAGCGGGGCCGAGAGGAGAACAUCUCCUGUGACAACCUGGUUCUGGAGAUCAACUCCCUGAAGUACGCUUACAACAUCAGCCUCAAGGAGGUGAUGCAGGUGCUCAGCCAAGUUGUCCUUCAGUUCCCCCUGGAGCAGCUCAACGCACAACUGGAUCCCAAUCGCUACUGCGGCCUCCUGCUGCCUCUGCUCCGGGCCUGGAGCCCCGUGUUCAAGAACUACAUCAAGCGCACAGGAGACCAUCUGCAAGCGCUGGCCGCUAUUGAGGAGUUCUUCCUGGAACAUGAAGGCCUGGUUACCUCCUUAGCCAAGGUGCUAAUGACAUUCUACGAGCUGGACAUUCUUGCUGAGGAGACCAUCCUACAGUGGUUCAAUCAGAGGGACGUGUCUGACAGGGCCAAGCAGCUCCGAAAGAACCAGCGGCUGCAGAACUUCAUCCAGUGGCUCAAGGAGGCAGAAGAGGAGUCAUCGGAAGAUGAGCAAGACUGAGGCUCUCCUGGGGCUGCCCCAUGCAUGGGGCCUCCCCUCCUGAUCCCUGGGAACGGGCAUGUGUGGAUGAGGGAGCCCGGACAUGAGCAGCCACCCUCUGGGCUGGGACUUAGGGGGCACUUCCCCCCCGGUGAGAAGCCCCAGGCCCCCAUCAGCAAUGGCAUCUGGGGUGUGGGGAUGAGUUGAUAACCUGCAAGGAAGAAACAUCUGCCCAGAGACAAGUGCAGGGCUUGGCUCUCUAACAGAUCUCAUCCCCAGGAAGAUAUUUUUCUAAGGACCACAGGCUCACCUGUGCUUGCUCAACCUCUCUUGGGGGAUGGCAGCGAGUGACGGGGGGGCUCUCUGCUGCUUGCACUGACAGUUUUAAACAAAGUGUGUUUUAUUUCUGCCCACUCUGCCUUAACUGGCUCUUCAGGGGGGUGUGGAGACAGCCCCCUUGGGUAGCAGACCCACCAGGUGGAGCAAGGGAUGGUGAUGGGGCUGGCUGUGGGCCUGGGGAGAGCUUCCCUCCAGGCCCGGAGCUGUGGGGGCGUGAAGCCUGGGCAGAGCCGGACAGAGGGAAGUGGAACUUGGGGCUUUCUCCCCUGGCCGACCUGUGUGGGAUUCCUUGUGCUGCUGUUUGAAUAGUCUGCCGCCCGGCAGCAUCCAGUCAGGAGGGUGGUGGGUAAGCAUGGCUGUCACCACCCACUGUGGGGGCCUUGGAAAGCAGGGAUUCUGAGGGGAGGCCCCUCCUGUGCCUCAUGACCAGGAAACAAAUAAAUCUUGGCUGUUCCA
Molecule: messenger RNA, 3124 nt
Organism: Dromiciops gliroides (monito del monte)
Lineage: Eukaryota; Metazoa; Chordata; Mammalia; Microbiotheria; Microbiotheriidae
Gene: EIF2B5
Product: eukaryotic translation initiation factor 2B subunit epsilon
Exons: 16
Coding region: 194-2350 (718 amino acids)
Cellular component (GO): eukaryotic translation initiation factor 2B complex
Molecular function (GO): translation initiation factor activity; translation initiation factor binding; guanyl-nucleotide exchange factor activity
Source: RefSeq, a predicted model, not a curated record